UAAGAUACGAUGCAACCUGGUUGUUGGCUGCGUGCCACCCAGCCAGCAAUAGCAGAUGGAGGGGGAGCAGGAGCAGGAGCAGGAACCGCAGCAGGAAAAGAAACAAGAGCAAGAGCAACAGCACUAAAAGGUGGAUCACCAGCAGUAACAGCAGAUGGAGAAGUUGGCAGGGGCUAUAUAGAAUCUUCGGCGUCGGUGGCUACUUUGGCUUCCAUCUCAUCAAUAGCUUCCACAUCGGCGGCAGCAAUGGCGGCACUGAAAGCCCGUCCUUAUUUGGUUGCACCCUUUGUAACCACAUCCUCAGCACCACCCACUCCUCAGCCCCACGCAUCCAAUUCGACGAGCACGGCCCGCACAGCGCCAGCCACACCUACACGUCAUCGCAUUGCUCCCGAAAAGGACUUGCACUUGGUUGAGGACUUUGAUGUGGCGCUUGCUCAAAUAGAGGAGCCGCAGACACACACCAAGAACAAAUCGCAGCGCUUUUUCUGGCGCAAGGCACUCCGGCGUGUCUUCCAACGCCGCAAGUGACGGCGUCGCCGGCAGGACUUGCCCCGCUGGCAUCGUCCCGCCCGUCGCUGUCGUCGUCGCAACCUGGCCGAGCGGGUAAGGCGCAUCUGCGCCUGCUGUGCCUACGGCCAGAUCCUGCUUCGUGCAGCCCGCGUGGCCCUGCUCAGCUGCAUCCGCUGGCGAACCCGUGGCAACAUACGCAACAACAACUUUUACUUCAGCAACCACUAAAGCAUCAGCAGCCAGCCAACCAACCAGCAGUCGCUAAUCUCCGUUCUCCAGCUAACUCGAAUUACGUUUAAAGUUUAUGAAUUACCAUUUGAUUUAGUUUUACACACGCCAGAGCUUAAUUUAUUUCCUGUGUUUUAAAUCGACAAUUAGUCUAUUUUUGUUGCUACAUAUGAAAUUAUAAUAUUGUAUUACCGCCUACGCGAACACGUCCCCACGAAUCCUGUACAUAGGGUCGAUAGUGCUCGAUCCCAUUAAUCAUUUUAAUUCAAGCGACGCAUACGAGAGCGAUAGUAAAGCAUGAGCAUGUUAAUGUACAUUUACCUAAGAGGCGAAUCGGCAAAUACACAUUUAUAGCGUACAUAGUUAAAUGAAGUGGAGUCGAUGCAUCGAUGGGUGUCUCACGCGCGCCAUCGUCGAUUCGAUAGACUUGUGAGGCAGCGCAUCUGGUUUUUUAUAAGCAUAUGUAUAUGUACAUGGAUGCAGAAACUUGAGCUGAACAUAACAAUAAUGAGAACGUAGUUAAUUAGUUUAUCCUCGGCUUAGUGAUUGACAUGAACAAUUUGAAAUGGCAUUAGUAACUAUUAAAAACGUAACCUGAAAUAGGACUGCGAAUGCACUACUAAGAACCACAAGUGAAACCAAUCCUUACCCUUAAUCGGAACUAAUAAGCGUAUAAAUACAAUUAAAGUAGCCGCCACAAACAAAUCGUAUUGUUCAACAUUAAAUAGUAGCGCAAGCGCAAAAUAA
Messenger RNA from Drosophila erecta, 1488 nucleotides. Its product is annotated as translation initiation factor IF-2-like. Bases 10 to 531 code for a protein of 173 amino acids. The transcript has a single exon. The record is from RefSeq and is a predicted model, not a curated record. NCBI's taxonomy places the organism in Eukaryota, Metazoa, Arthropoda, Insecta, Diptera, Drosophilidae.